CUAAGUGGUGAGGAGUGGAACCGUUGCCCGGUUGUGCACCUGACACCAUGGUUGACACACGUGGAGGGAAGAGUACUACCCCUUACACCCAGGCUCAGGAGGAGCAAGCCGCCGCCAUACUGAGAGAGAGAAGGGAGAAGAAGGAGAAGAAGGAGCUCCUCAAGCAAGCGAAGUUGAAGGCGAUAGCGGAGGAGCAGGCGGCGAAAAAGAAGAAGUUGGAGGAGGAGAUGAUCAGAUUGCAACAGGAGGAGGAAGAGGAAAGAAGGGCUGCCGAAGAAGAAGCAGCAGCAGAGGAGGAAGAGGUAGAAGAAGAGCCCCUAGAAAGGAGGCAUAGGGAAGAAAGGGGAGAAAGUAGUGGCACAAAGGCGGAAGAUAAGUGGAUGGAGAAGAAGAUUAGCGAGCGGGUGGCUAAUUUAUCGUUGGGAGAAGACGAAGAGGCACUGCUAUACGUACCCCAGGAGGAGAGAGAAGCAUUUGCCAGGGAGAUGGAAGCUAAGGAGGACCCCCUGGAACGCCAGAUGAUGGAAGACAAGAAGAGGUUGGAGUGGAAGUUGCAUCUGGCGAGGGAGAAGACGAGAAGGAGGGAGGAGGCCAACCGGAUGGCCAAAGAGGUGGAAAAGAUUCAGGCGUGCAGGCAGGAAGUGCAAGUGCAAGCGCAAGCCGAAACCUCGGCCAAGCUAGAUAAGAUCCUGGGUUAUCUGGAAGUCUUAAGUCAGGCCUGGCUUGAUGAGCAUCAGGCCAAUAAGGGUCAAGAUGUGACCCUUCAUGCCAUCCGGUCAGGUUUUAGAGAGUUUGUGCACGACGUGGUGACCCAUGUCGGGACCGAAGUAAAGAGAUUGAAGGAAGGCGUAGAGAAGUUUUGCGUCGGCGCCGUUGAAGGCGCCAAAGUAGUGGCCACAGCAGAGGCCGCGUUGCGUCCCCGCAAAGAGCCUGUUAAGCUCAAAUUUCCUGACGCUUAUAGCGGGAAAAAGGAUGAUAACUUUUAUAACUGGGAGACUAACAUUAAUACGUAUGUCUAUUUACAACAUAUCGCGCCCGAGGAACAAGUCCUCGUAGCCUUCAACGCAUUGAAGGACGAAGCAGCCAGCUUCGCCAGGUGCUUUGCGCGUGCAACUGAUUGCGAGCACAAUAUGAUUGCGUAUUCUAGGCUCACCCCUCUUUCCACUUUCCUGAAACUCCUGCGAGAGAGGUUCGCUGACGUCACAAGGGGCGUCAGGGCCUUUGACAAGCUUCAAACCAUCCACUCGCGGCAGUGGAAGAGUGCACGAGCACUCAAAGCUGUCAUGGACGACCUAGUAGCCGUCCCAGACCACGGGGUCACUUAGACCCAGUUUGUCCAAUUAUUUUAUUGUGCCAUGCCAGAGC
This is a messenger RNA of Chara braunii, 1365 nucleotides long. The record is from the annotation of a GenBank genome assembly. NCBI's taxonomy places the organism in Eukaryota, Viridiplantae, Streptophyta, Charophyceae, Charales, Characeae.